Messenger RNA from Salmo salar (Atlantic salmon), 1069 nucleotides. Its product is annotated as small integral membrane protein 7. The record is from RefSeq and is a predicted model, not a curated record. Lineage: Eukaryota; Metazoa; Chordata; Actinopteri; Salmoniformes; Salmonidae.
CAUAUUCCAUGGGUGUAAUCAUUAGACCAACCAGUUGCAAAACGGAAGAAUUAACAACUAAAACUAGAGUUUCUAUUGGAUCAAUUCAGCUAGGUCCCGCCCCAUUUUCUUCCGUUUAAGAAACGUUUUGCAACCGAAUCGGCGUAUUGAAUACGCACCAGGAUUACACUUCAGCCAUUCGACAAUUUUUUACGAUUUUCGAUUAAGUAUAGCGCCAGUGAUGUGGACAAAAUGAUCGGCGAUCUCUUGAUAUUCGGAACCUUACACAUGAACGCUGGUGCUGUGUUAAACUUCAAACUGAAGAGAAAGGAGUCACAAGGACAAUUUGGAGAUGAACCUCGUGGACCAACUACAGGUGACAACAUCAGAGAGUUCCUCCUGAGUCUACGCUACUUCCGGAUUUUCAUUGCCUUAUGGAACAUAUUCAUGAUGUUUUGCAUGAUUCUAUUGUUUGGAUAGUGAUCAACUUCGUUUUUGGAUUGGGGGCCCCUGCAAAAAAAAUAAAACUUUUUUGAGUUGAGAUUCGUGUCGGAUCCUGUGACCUGCGACCAUUAUGUGCAAUAUCGCAAUAUUUUUGCGCUAGUUAGUUGUACCUGCACCAAAACUACUGUAUUUUAUCUUCAUAGCUUUCAGAAAUAGGGAGCCAAUUGGUUUUUCAGCCCUUUUAUUUCCUUGACUGACCUAAACUGGUUCUCAUGGCUCUCUCGUCCCACUGCAGCGGAUAUAUGGUUAGCAAUAUGUUUGGAACAUCUAAUCGCAGUAAAAUCACAGUAUCGAAUCGCAAUACACAUUGUAUCGGCAUCUAUGUAUCGUGAUAAUAUUAUAUCAUGAGGUCCCUGGCAAUUCCCAGCCCUAUUGCUGUCCUGUUAUCUAUAGUCCUCCUUUUCUUCUAAAACUUGUGAAUAGAAUGAGAAAAUAUUUAAAUCCACAACCAUUUGACGUGUUUGAUGUUUGUCUUACAUAGGCCUCCUGAUGUUAAUGAGCAUUCAGACUUAAUUUUAUCAUUGCUUGGUUGCAUACUUUUGUCUAUGAUCUAGUUUUGUAGAAUAAAACUUUACUCUAAAAUGCA